Messenger RNA from Empidonax traillii (willow flycatcher), 1053 nucleotides. Its product is annotated as transmembrane protein 104. Bases 155 to 1015 code for a protein of 286 amino acids. The transcript has 9 exons. The record is from RefSeq and is a predicted model, not a curated record. Lineage: Eukaryota; Metazoa; Chordata; Aves; Passeriformes; Tyrannidae.
GGCCGUGCCCGGGCUGUCUGUCCGCACACCCCUGCUCUUGCUGCUCGCUCUCUGGCUGCCAAGCUCGGCUGCUGCGUUUUGAGCCCAGGUUAAAGGGAAGAGGAGUUGAAAAUACCCUCCUGGCUGUGCUCUGGGCCUCCCCUCCAUCUCCAGCAUGGCAGGAGGCAUCACUGACACUGGAGAGCUUUACUCUCCCUAUGUUGGUCUGGUUUACAUGUUCAACCUCAUCGUCGGGACGGGAGCCCUCACAAUGCCGAAGGCCUUUGCGACAGCGGGGUGGCUCGUCAGCCUCAUCCUGCUCAUGUUCCUGGGAUUUAUGAGCUAUAUGACUACGACCUUUGUGGUGGAAGCCAUGGCUGCUGCAAAUGCCCAGCUGAGAUGGAAGAGAAUGGAAAAACGCAAGGAGGAUGAUGAGGAUGAAGAUUCUUCCUCUGGAGUAUCUGACAGUGAUGUUCUCCUCCCAGAUGGCUACGAGCGAGCAGAGACACGGCCUAUCCUGUCAGUUCAGAGACGUGGCUCACCCAAUAUCUUUGAAAUCACUGAGAGGGUGGAAAUGGGCCAAAUGGCUUCCAUGUUCUUCAAUAAAGUGGGUGUCAAUCUCUUCUAUUUCUGCAUAAUUAUCUACCUCUAUGGAGAUCUGGCAAUCUACGCAGCAGCAGUACCAGUCUCUCUCAUGCAGGUGACCUGCAGUGUCACUGGCAACCAUUCUUGCAGUGUUGGAGAUGGCACAAAGUACAACGACACGGACAAGUGCUGGGGGCCAAUUCGGCGGAUUGAUGCUUACAGGCUGUACCUGGCAGCAUUCACUCUCCUCCUGGGUCCUUUCACCUUCUUCAAUGUGCAGAAGACCAAGUAUCUUCAAAUCAUGACGUCCCUCAUGAGAUGGAUAGGUGAGUCUUGGCAGCAUCCCGGCCACCCCUUUACCACUGAUGGAACCCGAGUCACGUCACUGACGCUCCUCUUUGGCAAGAUGUUCCUCUUUGGAAGCAAAUGCUUUUCAAAACAGCCUCUUUGAGGACAAUUGUGUAGGCCUAAUAAAUCUUUGAGGAGAAG